GCUAUGAUUGGUUCAUCAAUCACAUUGCAAUUGACAAAAUUCAGUCUUCAUUAUGGAUGUUAUUAAAUCGUCACUCAUGUCUAUGCCUUUUCAAAAAGAAUACAAUAAAGGAGCUGAUUUUUAAUGUGUAUCAAGACAAUGAGUUCUUGUUCCACUAAGUCGGAUGCCCAGCUGUAUCCAAAUAUCGCAAUCAUAUUUAUCAUCUUAAGAUAAUGGAAUCCAAUGGGCAGAAAAGUGACUUCAAAAUAAAGAAAAAUAGUUGACUUCCGUAGCACCUAUCCCGAUCCUUCAAUACAAGACUGCUGUUCUUUACAACUCAGAGGAUAAUGUAUGAUCUUAUAAAUAUAAUGAUUUAACAAAUCAUGGUCCGAAUGCCAAAUUAAAUACUAUAAUUUAAUCAGACCCGUACGAGUUCACUUUAUAGAACUAAAGAGGCAGAUCAAUAUGUAAGAAGGCAGAUUAGAAGAUGAAGUUGUCAUGUCAUAUCUUCAAUCUGAUGAGCGUCUAUUGGGAUGGUGGUCUUUGUGCAUUCCCACGCUUCAUUAUAGUUUUUUAUAUCAUUACCAUUUGGCUUCUGUUUUCAGUGUUGGUUGGGACUUCAAGUAUUGGACCUAUUUGUUGUAAAGUUGGGAUCUUUCGUUUGUACUGUAACUUAUCUUUUUUUCAGCUUUUGGUUUUGUGCCUAUUUGCAGACCCAUACCUGCUCUGCUUGAACCUAACGAGGUUUACAGCAUUCCCUCUUCUUUUGGCCAACUUUUAGUUUCUUAUAUAAACAGGCUGUGUUUAUGAAACUUGGUCUAAUUUUUACUUCUAUGCUUAUAGAGUUCUGAAUAACUACAGAGCAAACAAUUUGUUGGGUUGAUAAGAAUGAGUAAAAUACCUGGCAGAGUUUUGCUGUUUCUGUUCUUCAACCUGCUUUCUUCUUUGGUUGUCCACGCCAUAGCCAACAGUAGCGACAGCAAAACGCAAGAUUUCAAAGUAGAAGGCUGUGAUCACGGCUGGUCUCACUGUAAGCAAGCGAUAACUCCUCAGCCAUCAUCUCUUUUGCCUGUUGAAGCAGAGGUUUUGAUAUUUGAAGACCUGAGGCUUUCAGUGGUGUACCCUGUGAUUCAAAAGUUCAAGUCAGUUAUCACCUCGGACCCUCUAGGAAUCACUAAAACAUGGGUUGGAUCGGAUAUAUGCAAAUACAAAGGCUUUUACUGUGACAACCCACCGGACAACAAAUCUGCCACGGCGGUCGCAUCUAUUGACUUCAAUGGUUUCCAACUCAGUGCACCAUCCCUCGAUGGCUUCCUCGAUCAGCUCCCUGACAUUGCUGUUUUUCAUGCCAAUUCCAACAAUUUUGCAGGCACCAUCUCCACAAACAUUACCAGGCUCCCUUACCUAUACGAGCUUGAUGUGAGCAACAACCGAUUGUCUGGUCCUUUUCCCGCUGCUGUUGUUGGUCUAAACAGCCUCACCUUCUUAGACCUUCGGUUCAAUUUCUUUACUGGGUCAGUCCCACCUCAAGUCUUCGUCCAGGACCUUGAUUUUCUCCUCAUCAACAACAACAAUUUCAUGCAGAGUCUCCCAGACAGUCUUUCCAGCACCCAUAUUCUCUACCUCACAUUAGCCAACAAUAAAUUCAGUGGUCCAAUUCCCGGUGGCAUAGUAAAAGCUUUGUCAUCUCUGACUGAGGUUCUUCUCUUAAACAACUCACUAUCAGGGUGUCUGCCUUAUGAGUUAGGAUCACUUGACGAAGCAAUCGUGUUUGAUGCCGGCAGCAAUCGACUAACAGGACCAUUGCCCUUUUCCCUGGGUUGCCUAAAGAACGUGGAGCAGUUGAAUUUCGCAGGAAAUCUACUGUAUGGUAUGGUGCCGGAAGUCAUUUGUGCGCUUGGAAAUCUGGUAAAUCUAUCUUUGUCGGACAAUUAUUUCACAGUUGUUGGGCCUCUUUGUCGGAUGUUGAUAGGAAGAGGUAUAUUAAAUAUUAGGAACAAUUGCAUUCCAGAUCUGCCUUUCCAGAGACCAAUUGUUGAAUGUGCAAAAUCCCUAGCAUUUCCGAGAAUCUGCCCUCGCAUGUGGUCUUACACUUUCAUGCCCUGCAUGCUUCCCCCUUUUAAUCCCCCAAUUUCUUUCAUUCCCAAAUACUGGCCACAUUUGCCCUAGUUUUAUACAUUCCGAGCCUCAUCUCGGAAGCGCAUUGUCUGUGUUUUUCAAUUGUAAUUCCAAGAACAUUCUCAGUUACAUCUUCCAUCAACCCCACAGCAAGGGGAAACGGAUUUAUACACUACAAUUCAUUAUCGUUCCCUAAUUCAGAACAUUUCCCGUCGGGACUAUGGCAUUA
Molecule: messenger RNA, 2326 nt
Organism: Cucurbita pepo subsp. pepo (vegetable marrow)
Lineage: Eukaryota; Viridiplantae; Streptophyta; Magnoliopsida; Cucurbitales; Cucurbitaceae
Source: RefSeq, a predicted model, not a curated record